This is a messenger RNA of Monopterus albus (swamp eel), 7898 nucleotides long. RefSeq names its product lysine (K)-specific methyltransferase 2E (gene kmt2e). NCBI's taxonomy places the organism in Eukaryota, Metazoa, Chordata, Actinopteri, Synbranchiformes, Synbranchidae. The record is from RefSeq and is a predicted model, not a curated record. Gene Ontology annotation, biological process: regulation of DNA-templated transcription. Gene Ontology annotation, cellular component: Set3 complex; Rpd3L-Expanded complex. The transcript is spliced from 24 exons. Bases 3228 to 7898 code for a protein of 1556 amino acids.
UUGAGGUAGCCUUCUUGAGUAUAUACAUUAGCCUAUGUGCCACUUUAUUCUUAUACUCCACUACAAUUCUCAGUAUGCUACUUUUUACUCCACUGCUACAUUUAUUUGAAAGUUUUAUAUCAAAUUCAGAUUAAUACAAAAUGUGAUCGACUAAUGUAUGUAUAGGUUAAGAUAACACAUUAUUACAUCAGUAGUUUGAUUUCAAUAUUACAUACAUUACUUUGAAGUGUGCCAUUAUGCAUAAGCAAUUUUAUGAGUAGACUUUUGGAAACAGUUCAUUCUUCUUCUUAUCAUUAUUAUUGAAAGGAGGGGGGGAAGUAACAUAACCGAUAUAAAUUAGACCAUGUUGAUUAUCCUAUUAUUAUGGUACACUUGCAUACGCCACUAGAUGGAGUCAAAAUCUAAUCAAAACUACGAAGGGAUGAAGGCUUCCGGAUGUGUUGUACCUCAAACUGUUCCGUCUUUAAAUUUUGGAUGAGAAAAGUGGCACAAGUAAAUAAAGUGCUUAUGUGACUGGGAUACAAACACAGGUAACCAAAUCUCGGAUUGCAGAAAUUAUUAAUUGUUUUAUUUCAAGGUUUACACGUCACUUUUAAAAGGCAAAAUGUGGUUUUCUGGUCCAGUGCAGCUCAAACAACUACUACAAAAGUAAAUAUAUGAGAUCACGCCUCGGCUUGCUGCUCUGGUUGAUAAUUAACUAAACAUUUCUUCAAAUAUGAAAACAGGAAAUCACAGAGGCGAGAACGCGCAAGGCGCCGCCGCCCAUCAGCUAUCAACUCAUGCACUGACAGAAAAAAAAAUCCCCUACGCCAUCUUGUUCUUAGUCCAUAACUCAAACUAAUGAAGAGGACGUCAAUUUUGUUUUUCUCGCCAAUCGAAUAGUCCGUUCUCCACGUCAUGAACAAAUGACAUGUUGUCGCUUCGAUCCACCUAGCUUUUUGUCCUGACAUAAGCGUCUCUAAGAAACGAAAGACCCACUGAUGUUACAUUGCUACCUAAUGGCGCCUAGUCGAAACUGCUCUCCGGUUGCACCCCUCUCCCCUCACAGCUCAAAGCCCGCCCACAAAUGCUAGCUGCAUGAUGUCAUCAGAAAUCAACCAUUUCUCAAAAAUGACUAAUUUUCAUUGCUUUUGAACAUUUAUGAAUCUCACACCAAAUGUGCGUCAUUAUCUCAAUACAAGAGUGACCAGAUUAUCUUCAGACGAUCACGCAAUGGUUAUAGAUUAUCCUUUCCGAAGAGUCGACAAUGACCGUUCAAUCGUUGGAUCCUCCACAGCCGUCUGCGAACAUCCCCUUACAGUGGCUCGAUGGGCCACUUUUUACCUCCGUCCUCCCUCAAGUUUAUUUUAAACAACCUUGCUGCCCGUACAUCAGCCUUUGCAGCGGUCCUGGAUGAGUGCGCAUGCGCGGGGGGAUGCGGUUUAGGGUGGGGGAGGGUCAAUAAAUGGAAAAGGUGAGAAUAUCCUCUCUCAACAUAUGAUGUCAAAGGGAUUUCUACAGACAUUUCUGUCGGAAAAAUGCGAGAAUUGUUUUUUUUUUCCCCAGAGUCAGACUUGUUGAAUAAAUUAAAAGAGCUGUAAACUUCAGCUACUACAGCUGAUGGUUCCCCACAAAAUAAAUUAUAUUUUACAAAAGCUUUAAUUUUGGGUUUUAAAAGAGUCCAAGUAAGCCUAUACACUGUAAAUUUGGUUGAUUCAAAUUUUUAUAACUGAGUAAAGUUUAUUAGACACCAUAAGCCACGACGGCACGCAUGUGUUUGGCUCGGAGUACGGUGUGAAUGAUAUAAAGUGUGACAUAGCCAGUUAGGCUAUGUCAGAGCCCUACUUAAAUUUUCCUGUAAGCUAAGAUCUGUUUUCAUUUUCCACUGUUUAACCUUAUUGGUCAGUGUUUCAUAGGCUACCCCUCACUGACAUCAGUUCAAUGUACACAACUGCUCUUGUGUAAGGGGUUACAUAACCUCUUAGCUGCCUCAUACUGCGCUGGAUAGCGGAUUUAGGUGCUCAUUUUCCGCCAUGCCAGUGGUAAAUAAAGCAUUUUAGUCAAAAUGGCCACAUUUCGGUUUUGUAAACUUGGGUAGGCUUACGUGUCACAAGAGUUUUGGUGUGGCAGUAUUAAUAAACUGGACUGCUCUACUCAGCUAGACUUGUUGGGUAUCCAAUUACCGCUGUAGCCUGGUUGUAUAAGAAUCUAGAAAAAAUGCAUAGAGCCUAUACAUAAAUAAAAAAUGGAUUCAAUGUGAACUGUGUGGUUUGAUGAGGAAGUGUAUCCCCACACUAAACUGAGAUGAUACUCUUUUUACUCUAUGAGGAAGAAGAGGAGACGGGAGGAAACAACAAUAAGGCUAGUUUAAACAAACUCGCUUGUUAAAAACAUUCCCACGGUUGACUAUCACAAGAUAGUCAUGACGAUAGCACGGACUGGUGUAACAAGCAUACCGCGUUAUGUGGGUCCUGAAUUGCACAAGAUACUGCAAUUUAUUUGACAGGUUGUUAUAAUGAAUACAGAAAGAAUUAUCAUGUAUACAUUAUCUUACGUGCUAAUAUAAUUUCUACUACUUGACCACUUGACAAGCAUUCUUCAAAUAGUGCAGCAUAACUUAAGUCCAGAACGUCACCGACAGAAAUAGCAGACUUGAGGAAUCACAAUCAUGAACGCGCCUGUAAGUACGAUCACUGCGCCCCUGUGAAAACGGGAAGGUAGCCCCGCAGUGUGUGGAGGCGGAGCAUGGUUUUAGUGUUGGGAAGGGAGGGGGGCUCGUGGGGGAGGCGGAGUCUGAGCAGUCCUGGCAGGGCCGCCAUUUUUGCAAGGGGAAAAGAGACUGGUUUGAGGGAUCUAAUUUCUAAAAUUCGCCGUUGACUAGGGCACAGUUUUAACGGUUUCAAAUUCAAUUCUAUUCAUAUUUGGGCCCCUGCGUAGAAUAAGGGCAAGGGAUUUUUACAGGAAGGGACUCUUUGAAGAUACGUGUAGAUACAAACAUUUUAAAGCUUUGCUAGCGAUCCGCAGUGUGUGGACAGAAGUAUUGUUUUGGUUGUGGAAGCUGUGUGGAAAGCGACGGGGGUCUUACCCAGGUCCCCUUAUUCGCCAUUCAGAUCCUCCAGAGUGAACAUAAAACGGCCUUGUGAAUGCACUUAGAUGUCUGCAAUGACUGCUGUGGCUGGCAUGCCUCAGUGUUUUGGACUCCCAUUCUCUGGACUCAGUAGGACAAGAACUGAUCAGCAGAGAACGUCAUGAGCAUAGUCAUCCCAGUAGGGGUGGACACAGCAGACACCUCAUACCUGGACAUGGCUGCAGGCUCAGAACCAGAAUCAGUAGAGGCCAGCCCUGUGGUGGUGGAAAAGUCCAGCUACCCACACCAGAUCUACAGCAGCAGUUCUCACCAUUCCCACAGUUACACUGGGCUACCUUACGCUGACCAUAACUAUGGGGCACGGCCCCCACCUACACCCCCGGCCUCCCCUCCCCCCUCCAUGUUGAUCCGGCAAGGAGAGGGGGGUGUGUUUGUGCCAAGGGGCCAGGACGAAGCAUCCAGGGGCACCACACUUAGCACCUCUGAAGAUGGCAGCUACGGGGCUGACAUCACCCGCUGCAUAUGUGGCUUCACCCAUGAUGAUGGCUACAUGAUCUGCUGUGACAAGUGCAGUGCCUGGCAGCAUAUCGACUGCAUGGGCAUUGACAGGCAGAACAUUCCUGAGACCUACCUGUGUGAACGCUGCCAACCUCGACACCUGGAUAGAGAGAGGGCUAUCCUGCUGCAGACCAGGAAACGAGAAUGUUUGUCUGAUGGGGACACCAGUGCCACAGAGAGUGGAGAUGAGGUGCCGCUAGAGCUCUACUCCACCUUCCAACACAUGCCUACCACAAUUACCCUGACUACUGGGCGUCUUCCAAAUAAGCAGGCUGAUAAAAAACGUAAGAAGAGUGGUGAAAAGGAGCCUCCAGCAUCUUCUGCCCGAGCUAAGAAGGCUUUCCGAGAGGGGUCAAGAAAAUCGUCCAGAGUAAAGGGUGCAGCUCCAGAGCAGGAGCCAACGGAGCACCCGUCUCUGUGGGAGAACAAGAUAAAGACGUGGAUGGAGCGUUAUGAGGAGGCCAACAGCAAUCAGUACAGCGAGGACGUCCAGGUCCUAUUGCGUGUUAAAGAGCAAGGCGAUGGCAAGAGCCUGGCAUAUAACACACACCCAGCCUCUUUUAAGCCACCUGUGGAGAGUCAAGUUCAAAAAAACAAGAAGAUCCUCAAGGCGGUGCGAGACUUGGCCCCAGACUCCCUCAUCAUUGAGUACAGGGGAAAGUUCAUGCUUCGACAGCAGUUUGAGGCCAACGGAUACUUCUUCAAAAGGCCAUACCCUUUUGUGUUAUUUUAUUCUAAAUUUGACGGACUGGAGAUGUGUGUGGAUGCUCGCAGCUUUGGCAAUGAAGCACGCUUCAUCCGUCGCUCCUGCACCCCCAAUUCUGAAGUGCGGCACGUCAUUGAAGAUGGCAUGCUGCAUUUAUACAUUUACUCACUGAGGCCGAUCACCAAGGGCACAGAGAUCACCAUAGGCUUUGAUUUUGACUAUGGCAGCUGUAAAUACAAGGUGGACUGUGCUUGUGUGAAAGGGAACCAGGAGUGCCCAGUGCUCAAGCACAACCAAGAGCCCACAGAGAACCUGGGCCCUGGAGGCAGGCGCAGAGGGAGUCGUAAGGACAAGGAGGCAGCCCGGGAUGACCAGGGCCAGAACCAGAACAUGGGUUUGGAUGGUGAGGGGAAGGGCAAGAGUGUAGGUGACGGCAAACAGAGAAAACUUUCUCCUCUUCGUCUCUCCAUCUCAAACAACCAGGAUCCUGAGUUAUAUGAGGAUCUAGAAGACAAAACCUCCGUUAGCAAUGAAGUAGAGAUGGAGUCAGAGGAGCAGAUUGCAGAGAGGAGGAGGAAGAUGACACGAGAAGAGAGGAAGAUGGAGGCCAUCCUACAAGCAUUUGCUCGCAUGGAGAAGAGAGAGAAACGCAGAGAGCAGGCCCUAGAGCGAAUCGGUAGCGUAAAGGCAGAGUGUGGGGGUCGCAGUGACAUCAAGGAGGAGCCUGCCACACCAGAGACAGCAGAUUCCCCAGCUGUUACACAGCCUCUUCUGGAAGUGAAAGAGGAGCCAGGGCUAAAGCCGGCAAAGGUCAAAGGCUCGAGAAACCGGAAAAGUUUCUCAAGAAACCGAACGCAUAUUGGCCAGCAGCGCCGGCGAGCUCGCACCAUCAGCACCUGUUCUGAUUUGGCUCCUGGUUCUCCAGUCGAGUCCGUGGAACCCCUGACCAAUGAUGCCCCUGAAGGAGAAACGCCCACUGCACCAGAACCAGAGGCAGUCUCUGCUCAAGCACCGGACACAAGCCCUCCCCAUAGCAGCUCACCUGCACCUGAUAGAAACCGCACUGGGAGCAAGAGCUUUAAAACAAAAAAGCACUUUGUUAGUGAGUGGGUGGGAGAGAAGCAGCAGGACCGUGGUGCAGUUCAAACCCCAGAGCCAGCCCCAGAGAGACCGCUGAGAAUAAGCAGUGACCCUGAAGUACUUGCCACACAGCUGAACGCCCUACCGGGCAUGGCCUGCUCACCACAGGUCUACAGCACACCAAAACACUACAUCCGUUUCUCAUCCCCAUUCCUAGCAAACCGCAGUCCCACUGCUCCUGGAGUUCCUACAGGACGACGGCGAUCCAGAGAACUGCCUGAAACACCACCAACCACUGGCUCCUGCAAGAAGCGAUGGCUGAAGCAGGCCCUAGAGGAAGAAGGUUCCACCAGCCCAGCCAGACGGCCAAGCCUCCUCAUGCCCAGUGAGGGUCCUCUCAGCCCCUCCAUUAAUGGAGACUCUGACAGCCCUUUACCUUACAAUGGCACUUGCUCAUUGCCAGAGUUACCCACACCUUUGAAAAAGCGCCGGUUGAGUCCGUUAGAUGCCUGUAUGUCCGAGAGCUCAACACCCUAUGGUUCCCCUUGUGCCACACCUACCAGGAUGGACCAGUCGGAGACACCUGCAAUCCCCGUGUUACUGGCUACCCCACCACGUCCCCGAAUAGAGGAGCCCAGUACAGAGCCCUUGCCCAGUACCCCAACACACACACUUAGUGCCACUCAGGAUAAUGAAUCUUCAGGGGAGAGCUCACCAGAGGUCAGCCAGAAACCCAGUGUGCAGGAGGCUGAUCGCCCCCCUUCAUUGGUCUCUUCUCUGUGCGUAAGGGCUCCCAGCUUAGAUGGACUCUCGACAGAAGCCAAGGUUUCAGUUCCAGAGAGUCCUCAGCCUCUAGCUGCAGAGUCUGUGGACUGUGGUGAGGACAGGGUCGAUGGUGGGAUUGUAGAUGGCAGUAGUGAGGCUUCUUUGUCUGCAGAAACAUGUUCUUCCUCUUAUCCUGGCUGGAUAAAAAGCCCCGAGAGAGGCCCAGCUGGACCAGCUAGCCUGAACUUCUCCCCCGUCAACUCAAACUUAAGGGACCUCACCCCCUCACACACCCUGGAGCCUUUGGCAGCUCCCUUCAGGCCCGAACCUGCAGCUGGUGCUGCAGCAGGGCCUACAGCAGGCACGGGGUCAUUGGUUGGCUCUCAGGGCUCCUUCAGUGAAGGCCAGGGGCAGCUCUUCUACCCCUGUUCUGAGGACGGAAGUUCGCUCGGCUUCUCACGCUCACUGAAUGGGGAUGGUACCAGUGAGGGUGGAGGCUUGACACAGAACCCCCCACAGAAGAAAAAGGUUUCCUUGCUAGAAUACAGAAAACGUCAGCGUGAAGCUCGGCGUAGCGGCUCUAAGACUGAGUGCAACUCUCCUGUGUCCCUUGUGCCACCUUUAUCUGUGGACUCCUUCCCCAUCACUGUAGAGGCUACCAGUGAGUCUCCCCUGCCCACUGUUCCCACUGCUCUCUGCAGCAACAGCCCCACCACUGUAAAAGACCCCCAGACAAGUGAGGAGGCAGAGACUGCUGCAGAGAAAGGAGAGAAGGAAGGAGAAGGACGGUGGACCUCGUCAACUUCUGUAGAACAAGCUCGGGAACGGAGCUACCACAGAGCUCUGCUGCUCAGCAAAGAUAAAGAGACAGAUGGCGAAGCAGAGGGUGGCGAUACGCCUGCGCUGCGAGAUUGUCCAUCGCCAAGUCUGCAAAAGACCCUGACCCACGCUCCCUGCUCCCCGGGUCCUCUUACCCAAACUCCCAGUCGGCCAGCAAAGGAGGAAGAGGGAGAUGGUCAACCUCAGACGCCAAAUCCCACCAGCCAGCCACCGAGCAAGCCUGCAGGACCUAAGUCAGCUCCUCUGACCCCAACAAAGCUGCAUCCCACCCCAUUACCGUCCUCUCCGGUCCACUACCCUGGGUCCUCCCUCCUCCACUCUCCUAAGUCUCAGCCUCAGGGCUCGCCCUACCGCAGCCAGAGGGCGCUGUUCUCAGCUCAGCCUCAAAACCAGGCCCAGGCUCAGGCUCAGACUGGCCCUGCUCCUUUCCCUCAGUAUACCUCACAAGGUGCUCCGCCACCUCCUCCCCCUCCUCCACCAGCACCACCGGCCUCCACAUCUUAUUUUCCCAGCCAGAGCCCUUCACCUGCUGGACCUUUCUCUGGGUUUAAACCUGCAGUCACACCCCCUUAUCCCCCUGGUUCUCAGGCCCUGAUACAAACACUUCCCCACAGUGUGCACUAUCAGAGCUCAGCUCCACCGCCGCCACCUCCGCCACCUCCACCACCUCCACACCCGAUGUCCAGCCCCACCAUGUUGCACGUCAACCUUCAGCCUCCUCCCAUCCAGCAGCACCAGCUCAUGCUGACCACCGCUCCUCCUCCACCGCCUCCCUUGCAGGGUCAGCCCUCUCAGCAGCAGCAGCCUCCCACAAAAAACCUCCUCCCCCACCUCCCCCCUCAACCAACACCCCAAUGCAGCCCCACCACUUUCAGAACUUAG